Anopheles funestus (African malaria mosquito) is the source of this 5444-nucleotide messenger RNA. RefSeq lists its product as uncharacterized. The record is from RefSeq and is a predicted model, not a curated record. Lineage: Eukaryota; Metazoa; Arthropoda; Insecta; Diptera; Culicidae. The transcript has 9 exons. The coding region runs from base 1026 to 4703 and encodes 1225 amino acids. Gene Ontology annotation, cellular component: cell periphery.
GCGGCAGCGAAGUGCGGGUCGUACAUCGUUUUCCCCCUCAUUCAUAAAAACAUCCGACCGGUCCGAAGGUGCCGCACGAGCACGAAUCCUUGCCGGCGUACCGGGACGUAUAGUAGGACGCUACAACUAACAAAGUUGCCAGUCUACGCUUGGCGUGCGUAGGAUUCGUUCGUGCGUGCAAAGAUAUCCUUUUUUAUUCUGCCUUCGUCUCGUGCAAGUUGAAACGACUAUUUCGCGUCGCUUUUUUGUGAGUUUGAAAAGUGAGCAGUGCAAGUGAAAAUUUACCAUUCCUUCGAGUGUGUGUGAUUCAAAAAGAAAGAAAAACGAGUGCAAUACCGAAGUGACGGCCAAAAAUCUCAUUAUCAACCGAUUUGCGUACCCGUUUUUGCAGGCGAGGGAAAAACGGGCUUUUCCACGUCUCACACUGUUUAACCAUCGUUCCACGAAUGGAUUAGUAGCGGACGUGCGUUUCUUGUCCGUUUGUUUGCCCGAGUGUCGAAAGUGAUAGUCGGAAGUAGGUAGAAUUUCGGCCACCCCCAAAACUAUCCCGUGGUCCGAGAAAAAAAAGGUCCAACCAACCAAUUUGCCAAGGUGGCCUUGGUGGAAAAUUGAAAAUCUGCAACACGAUCUUCUGGGCGACGCACCGAAGAAGCAAGUCGAAAGGAUUUGUCGUCGAAAUCUGUGCCUUAUCAUCGGCGUGCGUGCUAUUGGUCUCUGCCACCGUUUAUUCCCUUUCAUUUGCCUGUGGAAGAGAGUCCCACAGGAGGCAUUCAUCAGGAGGUGGACGUACAGGAAGCAGCUGCCGGAAACGUACCAGUCGGCCCCCCCUAUAUCAGGCGGCACCCAAAAGUAUAUAUCGUCCAAACCGAGCUUCAGGACGUGGAAGUGACGAGAAUGUAGAAUGAACAUUCCGGGAUCGUUCUUCCUGCAACGAGAGCGCCUGCUGUCCUGAUGCCUACAGCUUCGACCAUUCCUAGCUCUAGCGGAAGGUGUAGUGGAGCAGCGUGGCACCGGCGACAGCGAGUAUGCAGAUUACAGUUGGCCAUCCGACCGGUUGCUGGAGCACCGGCAGAAACUGGUGGACGUAUGGGAGCACAUCCGGAAAAUUCCUCUACAUAAAUAUUCUGCUCCUUCUGCUACACAACGCUCUUUCUGUUGGUGGACUGCGCAAAGGCAAGCUGGUACUUCCCAGCUCGUAUACCGCCCUUGGAGACGAUCUGGAUGUGCAGCUGCAUGCCGAUCCACUGGAGCUGGCUACGGUGGACCGGUUGAGGCUGGAAAUAGCACGGCAUCUGCCGGGUUCGGCUGGAAUCGUAGCGACCACGCUGGACAUACGUGUGGACGUGAACCAUAACGUGACACAGAUCAAGGUACCAUGCUAUCACUUCCUGCACGGUGGUCAUUAUGAGCUGGCAGUGCUGGAGGAGAAUGCAAGCCAUUCCCGGUUGGGGCAGGUGAUGGAUGAGCGGUUGCGACAACCGCUAGAUGUUAGUUGGCCUUCAGUACGUUUAGCUAUCACACCGAACCGUACGGACACUUACCCCGAGCAGAAGAUUCAAGGAAUGCUCGAAUUCCCGGACGUUCGAUGUCAACUUCCCGCCCAAGGUGUCGAUACGCUGGAUCUUCCCGAGCUAUGGCUGGAACUGUUCUACUGUGGCAAGUCGGUAGAUUCGUGCAGUCACGGCAACAACUCAGAACCCUUUUCGAGAGCACAAGUCCUGUACACGGAGCAAGUCCGUGGACUACCCCGCAGCAGAGUUGUCGAUUUCCGUUGUGAUCUUUUCGGUCUGGCAGGAUUCUAUGGGUUGCAUCUUAAAUCGCGAACCGGUGAGCCGGACGAUCCAACGAUGGCAUCACUGUUGCAAACCCGUGCCCUACUGCAAGCCGACUGGAGCAAGCAGUACGUCUUUACAGUGCACACAAGAAGCAUUUUUCCCUGUGAUCCACACGGUUCUGGAAUUCGUGUACUGUUCCAGUAUCCGGCCUGCAUCCUGAACCAAGCUGACCGGGUACGGGUGUACGCUAAGCUGCGAGCAGAUGUCCUUUCAUUGGCACCACCGACCUCUUUGCACUACAUCGCGGAACAGCGCGUCAGCAAGGGACAACACUCGCUGUACUUCGAGUGUGAUCUGUUCUACGAGAAAUUCGUCGAGUAUUGCUUCGUGUACGUCAGUCAGGCAAUAUCGGGAGCUGUCGCGGACAUACGGAUGGAUUGCGUACCAACGCUUCCGGUGUCAGCUUCCGAUUCUGGUGGAUGGGGACCCUGGAGCAAUUGGACGCACUGUUCGACAACAUGCCGCGGUGGCAUAAGAAAUCGCUAUCGAUUUUGUGACUCGCCACCACCUCGGUACGGUGCAAAGUUUUGCGAGGGUCCUUCGGUGCAGACGGAACGGUGCGGAUUGGAUACGUCCGGUGAUUCGUGGGAGUGCAUGUUCAGUCCUGCUAUAGGUGGCAUCAAUUUACCGCUGGAGAUCGAAGAUGUCAACACGGAGAUAGGACCAGGCUGUCGUUGUGGGUGCGUGAUCCAUCUAGGGAUGGUAAAACCCAAACGAUUGCUGGGAUCGUCCUCGCACAGCUGCCCGGACCGAAGUCUGUGGCUAAUAAAGGGAGACGACGGAUGCCGUGUGCGUAUGUCGAUCGAUUUCCAAAAGUUUCCCUGCGAUGGUCAGUGGCUAAAGAUACGGGAUGGGGAUUCGGUCGCCGACGAACUGUUGUUGCAGUUUGGCGCUGACCGGGCAGUGGAAACUUCCAGUGCAAUGGCGGAAGCGACUGGCAACAUGCUGUUGGUUGAGUUUUUCUCGCGCAAAACCGAUCAGUACGAUGAGGCAUGUAAUGCGGGAUUUUUGGGACAGGCAGAGCAAAUCAAAUUAGCACAUACCACUCUACAACCCACAGAGAAUAGUACUUCAAUGGCGAGCAAGGUGAUAAUGCCGAUUGUGGCAGGUCUGCAGAGUUAUGCUAGCUUUACGAUAGCACACGUGUGUGCCAUAGUGUUUAUUUGUUUCAUCGUGUUUGUGAGCUUCCUGCUCGUGGUGCAGUACAUCUUCCGGUAUAGGAAGUACGAGCUGGCCACCAGCAGAAUGGAGGCAGCCGAUUCGCCAGCUCACACACUGUUCGGUUCGAAUCAAUCGAUCGAACAAGGCGCUCCGAUUCAAGCUCGCUCGAGGGCUGUCUCCACAACGACCCUUAUAUCUGAGAUUGUGUCCUACGUGAAGUUACGACCACGGGUGACGACUUCCAUCCGGCACGAGCGCUUUCGGGAAAGUGUGGAGUAUGCGCUAGAAUCUACGAACAGUCGUUCGGAGGCAGCCGGUCGAUCGGAUGGAAGCUCGGAAAUCAUUAUGGAACUACAGGACAGAAGUGCAACGGAUGCGGAAGAUCGAGAACACCACGGAGAGGGUGAUGAUGAAACUCCGCUUCAAAGUCUGAACGAUUUGAACCAUCCGAACGAGCGAUCUGCUGAUGUCCCUAAGAAACGUCCGUCUCCAAACAAGGAUCUACAAGAAUCGGACGAUGAACGAUCAACAACGGUCAGUUCCGCUUAUUCAUCUCUAAACCGUGAAAAUACACCGCUCGUAGGAGUAAAGUCCAACAAGACUAACGUGGAAAUGCUGAGAACAGGUGAUCAACUCGUUAAGAGUGCUACUUGUCUGAUGACUACGUCCAGUACGAGUACAGCCACACUCACCAAUGUUAGUCCCUCCGAUGUUGAAUGUUGUUCGCCACCUGAAUUGGGCAUCCGGAGUCCCUUGGCAAGGCGCAACACGGGCACUUCUAUACGGACACGCAAUGCAAAAGAAAGUAAAGAGAAACGGAACCUACAGAAACUGCUAGCCGGUUCGGAUUAUUCUCUCGGGGCACCCUCCGAACAGGACAUGGAGCUGGACUACUAUGACUACAAUGUGAUUAAUGCGGGUGCAGCUCCUGGUUCGUAUCUCGGCAUGGAUCCAGCAUUUCUCGUUUGGAUACCACCGCUAGACGAUGGUUCGGACGAGGACACAAAACAUCCGAGGGCAGUGAUUUCCGAUGAUGAUGACGAAUUGACGGAACUUGCGAGUCGAGUUAUACGCGACGAUCGGAUGGGUGUCGAUGCGCGCAGUGAUAGUGUAACACCGAGUGAAGAACUUAUCCGCCAGCUGGCAGAACAGAAGCGCAACGAUUACGUGAUCGUAUCGAACAGCAUCUCCAAGAGUGACAUCUGUUCCGAAAGUGAUGGUGCGUCGACGGAUGGGAAGCUCCCGUUGGAACGGCGACGAAGAAAGCUGCACGAAUUGAUACUGGUGCGCCGGAAUGGUGGCAAUAGCGGCAAUAGUGGCCGUAGCGGUGAUCCGGACGAUACUGGAUCAGGAUCGUCCGUACGCAAAAGCUCCUCCGAUGAGUCAGCGGAGGAAAGGGAGAAGGAAACGUCCUUCACGAAGUCUCCGGUAGACAACAAACAGAUCAGUGAUUUCUAUGAAAUGGCCGAUAUUGCAUUUGCCGAUGAUGAGGCUGAUGAAGAGGAGGAGGAUGAGGAGGAGGAACACGAAAGCGAUGUUCCGAUGGAAGGCUUUUGUGUAGAUCGUCCAAAGGGAGGAACGAUCCUUUUGUCAACGGCAGGGAAUGGAAAAUUGGAGCCAAACAGCUUUGUGAAUGAAUCGAACAAGUAUAAACAUGCGGUGGGAGAUGUGCUGCAUAGAGACGUAGCCGAUAAGAUGGUUCAGUAGUGAUCAUACGCAACGGGAGUAAAAUGGUUGGCAAAUGGUUUUAAGACAUAGACAAAUCGAACAUACGACGUUAGGUCCUCAUGUACAGACUACCCAAAAACCCAUUCAAUUACACAUAUGAACACACCGGAAAUUACAAAAGUACAACUACCUGUAUCUCAAACCAUAUCGAUCGGAAUUGACGAUAGAAAUGAUCCCGCAUCACACGCAGUAGAUGAAACAAACAUACCCAAAAACACUUCGCCCAUUCUAGUCAAAACUCAUAUGAAUAUCUGUAUAGUGAUAUAACAGAAACAUCCUGAAACCUGUAGUUUUGUGAGGAGGUUUGAGAGCCCGGUAUCUAUUUUGCCUAUCUUUCUUUGGAUGGGGUUUUUAAUCCUUCCCAUUGCUGUUAGUAUUCUCGUAACGAUCCCGUAUAAAUCGCGUAGUGUCACACUGUGUACUGAGAGACUGAACAAGGUGUAAAUAGGUAGAGUUAGUAACGAUAUACGGAUCUGUUUCGUCUAGGGAACCAGUCUUGUAGUGGCUGUUGGAAGGCUUUACAACCAUAGGACUAGCUUAGUGCAUUUUAUCGCAAUGCAAACGAAACGUGAAACGAACUAUAGAGAGAACUUAUUUAAUCCAACAACUGAGAAAAAAAAGAUCAGAAAUUUCUGCAAACUAAAAGCUUACUUUCGAUGCGCUUAACGACUAUAUAUACAUACGCUCUAGUAUAAAAUUAUACGUAUAUGUAUGAAUGUA